This is a messenger RNA of Alternaria postmessia, 498 nucleotides long. RefSeq lists its product as uncharacterized. Gene Ontology annotation, biological process: RNA catabolic process. The record is from RefSeq and is a predicted model, not a curated record. The coding region runs from base 1 to 498 and encodes 165 amino acids. The transcript is spliced from 2 exons. NCBI's taxonomy places the organism in Eukaryota, Fungi, Ascomycota, Dothideomycetes, Pleosporales, Pleosporaceae. Gene Ontology annotation, cellular component: ribonuclease H2 complex.
AUGCUGUCAAUUCGGCCCUCCAACCCUCAAAGAUGCAUACCAAACCUGCUCCCUGCGCGGAUAAACCACAACGGACCUAUAAACGAUGCAGAACGAUACUGGAAGCCUGAGACAGAUGACAAAGGAAAGCGACACUCAUAUUUCCGUGGUCGACACCUCCAUGGCACUGCGCUUCCACUUCCCAACAACUACACCGGCGCCAUUCUACGCGUUACCGACCAGCAAUUACCUCAAAGUCAAACACAGCCACAACAACCGCCUGCAGACGAGGACGAUGAAGACGCCGAGACGGAAGAGAGCAUACCUGUCGAAGUCAACAUUGCGGAGCAAGUAGGAGAGUUUGACCAAGUCAUUGUAUGGGGACAUGGAGGUGAGGUCGAUGGAAGUGGGGAUGCAUUCAUUAGGGGGAUGAGUGAGUGGGUUGGGUUUGCAGAGAGCAUGCACAUUGAUGAAGAGGAAAAGGAUAAAGGCACAAAGCCGGGGGGCAAUACCGUUUGA